CUGCAGCAUAUGUUACCGAUACACAGUUUGUGCAUAGUUUUGUUUUUCGUCGGUUACCCGAAUAUGUCGAACAGGUAUAAAAUUAAAAAUAAUUUCAUGUCUCUACCGGGACCGAUCAUUGCGCAAGCGUAUUCUAAUGAUCACAAAAUUUAUUUUCUCCGGGUGGGCUGAUUGAUUCCCACCCGUCCUCAUCGGCUGUAUCUUUUUGAUCAGUGGAACGAGUAAAUAACGAGAUUUCGUCGUCGACAGUCCGUUUCGUGUAGGGUUUUAAUUCCUCGCCCGAGUUUUAUAUGAAAGUUCGUGUCUCGUUUGAUAAAAAAAAAUAUAUGUUUCACUAUAUACCCGUACUCUUAAACAGAUUCUGCUAGUAUUCGGGAUGACUCGAUUAAAACAACCUGAGCAAACGUUUAAAUUGCAUUCGUAUAAUUAGACCGGUGGAAAUAAUGUACGAAGCCGCUAUAACGAACUCGACAAAAAAUAAAUAAACAACGAUAUAAAUGUGCGUUUUUCUACCUUUUUUUUUCUAUAUAAAACCGAAAGAUAAACGAUACAUCUCAGAUUAUUAGGUUUUAAUAUUUUUUUUUUUUUUUAUAUUCUCCGGGAAAAUUCGAAAACUUCUGUAGCUGUGAAAAACAAGAGUGUAAGACAAAGUAUAUUAUGAGAUAUUUUUAAUAUUUUGGAAAUAAUAUUUACGUUUUCCAAGACCAAAUACAUUUUAUACUAACAGUGUUUUUAUAAAAAAAAAAAAAACAUACACUUAGUGUCUAUAAUAUACUAGAUGUAUCUACAGUUUUUGAUAAUUUCUUAUACAAUCAUAUACCUAAGAUAUAUUAUAUUUGUACCUAUAUAGAAAUACAAUUUUUUUUAACGUGAGUAUUAUGAUGUGAGAUAGAAUCAAUUUUAAAACAUAGCAACAUAAUUUGAAAAUAAUAACCACCGGAAUACACUAAGAAAUACGACACGCUUAUAUUAAUAAAAAUAAUUUUGUCGUUUUUACGAUCGUUUCAGGAGACUUUGGACACUGGCGAUGACGGUGAGUGCAGUUCCGGUUCACAAGCGGACAACAUCGAGUACGUGCGUCGGAAACGUCGGUUGCGCCGGAAACAGAACAAACUGCCAUGGUCAGUGGUCAACCCGGACGAGAAUUUCUAUUUCAACUGGCUAAUGGUGUUGACCGGGUGCACGCUGUACAACCUGUGGACCGCGAUCGUGCGGCAGAGCCUGCCCGAGCUGCAGCGCAUGGCGUCCGGCUGGUGGUCGGCCACGGACGCGUUCAGUGACAUGGUGUUCCUGUUAGACGUGGCCGUUCAGUUCCGCACCGGGUACCUGGAACAGGGGUUGAUGGUAUACAAUACCAGAAAGCUGGCCGGUCACUACAUCCGGUCCCGGUCGUUUCUCUUUGAUCUCAUCGCCCUCACGCCACUCGACCUGCUCCAGCUCAAAAUCGGCGUUCACCCCAUACUCCGAUUCCCCAGAUUCAUUAAGGUAGGUAUACCCAUAAUAGUUCGAUCCACGGUCCGAACUUUAAGGUCCAUUUCCCCAACCUGUAGUUCGAAUCGUUCAUACACGUUUGAAAUUCAAAAGAUUGAUUUCUGGAACCCUGCAGUAAGUUGCUGUAAGAAUUAACUUUACUCUUCCGUCGCACACCGAUAUGAAAUCAAAAACAAACUGGCUAAAACUAAUAAUUCUCAAAAAUUAAUCCCGAAAAAUGUAGAAUCAUAAGUUUAAUGGUCAUAGUCUAUAGAACCCGAAUUUGUUAUCGAUUUUAAAAUUCAUCCCUUAUUUAGGGCGUUAAGAGAGUGUGUCUUAUUUGUAUAUAAUUAGUCGUGUAAAAUAACCGCGAUAUAUUGACUUAACCAAACAUAAUCAAGCUAAAACUUAAAUAUAUCUCUUUUUUUUUCAACAAUUAAUCAAUUAAGUCUAUUAAAAUAUACGAAGCAUUGUUUUGUUAAAUAAACACAAAUACGAGUAAUUAUAAUUGUACAAGUUCAAACAAUAUUUUAUAUUUUUAAUCGUAUUCGUCCGUUAUUUCUUUACUUUCGUCUAUUUCACUGUCACGGUAACAAUCAUUGCCUUAAUGAAAUAAAAAUUACAUAACAAAAAUAAAAGAAUUUACUGGAUUCUUGUUUUCUUUUGUACUUUAAACAAUAUAAUAUAAAAUAAUACAAUGAAAAGAAAUAUUUUUGGAAUAAUUGUAUAUAUUGAGUAGUUCAAUAACUUAUUUUAAAUAAAAAGUAUAAAAAGUUAAAAAAAAAAAAGAUGUCUAAAUAUUUUCUAGAUAGUUUUUUUCGAUUUUAAACCAGUGUGUACCGCCAUUAUGGUAUAUAAUCGACAUUUUCAUUGUCCAAUUGAUGUUCAUCGACCGAACCGCGUGACUUUUAUUUCGUCCUACACGUGCGUAACGAGGGUUUUAGUCUAUAAGUUUCUUCUUCUGUCUUUAAAGACCAUAUUUGAAUGAUAAAUUCACCAUCUCGUUAUGGACUUAAGUAACUCUUAUAAAAAUUUUUACUGAUAUUGUACCUUUACUAACAUCUAUAUAUUUGUUUAUUUAUUAGACUUUAAAUGCGUGUUUAUAAACCUGUUUUCAGUUUGUUCCUCACCAGGAAAUUACUUCAUGGAUGCCCAUGUUUAUAAUCUUUCUUUCUUCUGGUUUCUAUUUUCUUUUUUUCUUUUUUUUGGCUGCUCUAUGGGGUAGUUGUUUUAUAAUAUAAUAUUAUCUAUAACUAUGGUGGUUUAUACUGACUACGUGAGUAUACUGUAGCAGUCCAAGUUUUAUUCGAUUUCUGUGCUCGCACAUGACAAAUUAUUUCUCAGUGCUACGUGUAUGUAUAGGUAGUCACAGUUCGACGAAAAACGUAAUAAAUGCCACAUGUUUCAAUAUUUGUUUUUUUUAUUGUCUCGUGAAAACAUGCGCGUUGUACAUUAGUCAAAUUGUUCGAUAUACCGUAAAAAAAAUAUAUAUAUAAUACAUGUCACCUACAAACAAAUGAGCUUUCACUCAAUAUCCGAUCCCGAUAUACGAGUAAGUACAGUACCUACCACACAGACAGUAACAACUGUAAAAUAUAGAAGUAUUUUUUUCCUUUUCUGCAAAAUUUCAAAAUCGGUCAUUAUUAUAAUAAUUAUUUUAUAGGUUUUUCUUCAUAAAUAUUGAAACAAAAUCGAUGAAAUGAGUGGCGAAGAGCAAUACUACAAUAAUAAAUGUCGUCUCAAACUUUUCUCAUAGUCGAUAAACACGCGAAUGAGGUUACAAAUGUUCGUAAAUUGUAACAAUUAUUAUAAGCUCUCCUAUAAGGUUUAAAAAAAUGAUACAAUUAUAUAAUAUUAUAACCACUACUUUUAAUGUUUGCAAUUAAAUGUGAAAAAUAGAGCCAUUUGGUGACGAUGGGUUCUUAAAAUCAAAAACUAAACCACAAAUCUUGAUUAAAUCUAAUUCUAAUUUCAAUAUUAUACAACUAUACCUACUUAAUUAUAUAACUUGAAAUGCCGUAUGGUAAUUAUGAAGAUAUCGUAUUAUGAUUCUUUAAGUUCCUUAAUACAAUUGUAAGAUAAGUUGGAAUUAUUUUUAAAAUUGUAAUUCUUUUGAUAAAAGGCAUACAAUUUUAAUAAACAUUUUUCAAAUACACAAAAAAGGUUUUUCCGAUUUUCAGUAAAAUAAUUAAAUUUCUAUUUCCGACAUAUUCUAGUAAAGAAUCUAAAGAAUCAUAAUCAGUGUUCAAAAUUUAAAUCCGUCAACUACAAUUCUUAUAGUUUUGUGCAACCCUUAACUUGGUUAUUUUUUCGUUUUAGGAUAAUUUAACUAAUUAAAAAACUUACCCAGCUUUGAUUAACGCUUUUUAUAUGUACUUCAAGAAUUUUGAAUCUGUGACUUCCCAAAAUAAUAUAAGCAGUAAUAAAAUGUCAUUGUUAUCGAAAAAAAAAAAUAAACAAUGACCCCACUUUUUUUUUCUGACGACGAUCCGUAAACUGACUUUUCCCGUCCAUGCCAUCACUCUGUACAUUUUCACUCGGGUUCGAAAUAUAUUAUACAUAAUAAUAAAAUAAUAAAUCACUGCAGAAUCACAUGGAGUCGCGCGAGGUCGCUGACGUCCCCGUGAUGAUGGAUAUCUGUGUGGACAUAUCUCUGAUAUUGUAAUGAUAUUAUUAUUAUUAUUAUUAUUAUUAUUGUAUUAAAUAGACAAGCAAAUUUCACGACUCCGAUGACAUCUUUUCGUCUUUGUAACCAACGAAAAGAGUUUUCGGUGUUUAUUUUUUCUGUCAAAAGAAAAAACAUCGCAAGAUCGUUCCGAUCCUUAAUACCGAACCGUAAUAUUCAAUAAGACGUUUCCCGAGAAAUGGCCAAGUGAGUCUCCCCGACAUUUUUUUACUUACUACAAAUGAUUAUAAAAUAAUUGCAUUACUGUUUCAUUAUAUGAGAUUAUAGAUUAGUGGUAUUUAGGUACGUACGACGUGAUCUCUACACGAAUACAAAUCGUAUAGGAAUUCGUUUAACUACAACCAUUUUAACUAUUAUAAAUCAUCGUUAUUUUACAUUGACCGUUACGUACGUUUUAGUUUUUGAGUGGAGAUUAUUUUUUGAUUUCCCCGUGCGUUUUUCCAAUAAAUGGGAAAAACCUGGAAUAACAUGGGAAAAACGGGAAAAUAGGUACAAUAUUAAACAAAUAUUAUUAAAGAAGUUAUAUAAUACAUAUGUAAUUAUUUUACCAUAAUAUGACAUAUUAUAUUAUAUUGUUGACAAAGCAACACUAUCAACCGCACUCCGCUCAAAAUCAUUAUUUUUCGUUUUUUAGCUAUAGUUAAUCGUUGCGUACAGUUUUACACUAAAUUUCCCUUCGACUACCUUCCCAACUUUUGACCUACAACAGUGGCCCACCCAUGUACGAAGUAUGUUAGUCUUUUUUUUACGUUUAUGUUAUAACGAGUAUUGUACGCAACUUGUGAAAAACUAUUGCUAAUAUUUUCGCUUGUAUUCCCCAUUGGUACGAUAUAGUCAUUAGUUAGUAGUUAUAUUCAUAACAAUAUCGUAUUAUUAAUUUAUUUGUUCGUACAGUUCAAGUUAAAGAGUUACCUUAAAACGAUACAACGCCAUGCGAUAAUGUUAUUCAAAUUUGAAUACUCGAACAAGCUGUAAUAACCACCCCCCUAUAAAAUAUUUAUAAGAAAAAUAAACUUAUAAAACAUAUAUUGCAGAUAAUAAUGGUGCCUACUAUAUUUUACAAUUAGACGUUAUCUAAUUUAACAAUAUACUUGUACAUUCAAAACAAAUUUGAAAUUAUCAAUAUACACAGACACAACUAUUUAAUGAAAUAAAAUUAAAAUAUAAUCAAGGUAAAAUUUCAUAAUUAAAAUAACAAUAUUAGCCUGACCUGAAGACGCCACUAAUAACUAUGUUGCGAUGUGUAACCCUUGUUAUCUGCACCUACAAAAAUGUAUGCUAUUAAUUUGCAUAAAUUGUAGAAAAUUAAAUUAUAUAAUAUACCGAACAAAAGAUUAGUUUGGAAAUUAAAUUAAAAAUAUACACCAAACAUAAUAUAAACCGUGAAUUUAGCACCACGAUCGCCGAGUGAGAUUUUCAUCGCUUUUCUUUGUAUCGUCUAAUAUUAAACGUAAUCCUUUUGAAAAAUCUUUUUAACUUUCCAGUUUUUCUUCGCACGAUCGCAGCAGUUCAACUACCAAAACUACCGAGGAAUAUCACUGUUGAAUACAAUGUAUAAAGUAUUAUCAGGCCUUAUUCUUUUUGGAAUGAGGCCUUUUAUAAAAGAUAUCAUAGGAGAUUGCCAAUGCAGCUUUAUAAGUGGUAAAUCUACUAUAUAUCACAUUUGCACAGUUAAACAAUUAAUGAGAAACAUUUUGAAUUUGAACAUGCUGUUCAUUGACUACAAACAGGCAUAUGAUUAUGUUAAUAGAGAAGCGCUAUGGAAUGCAUUUAUAACCUUUAGGAUACAAACUUAAAUAGUGAAAGUGAUCAAACUUUAUAUGUAUAAAACGAGUUGUAAAAUUAGGUUCAAUCAGUACAUGUCAGAGAAAUUCGAAGUCAAGACCGGACUUUGAUGACAGGGAAAUACUAUAUCUCCAGUAAUCUUUAAUUUAUCAGAAGUGGUAGUAAAUAAAACUCAGAACAAGUAUAGUGGAUUUAACCUGGAAAAUAACAGAGGAAAAUGCAGAAUACUAACGUACGCAAAUGGUAUUAUAUUAGGAUCAAAUAUUCAAGAAAUAAAAACGGGCACCAAGGAACUAAUAAUAAAUAGUCUUUACCAAGUUUUAGCCAAUGUCUUUACAUUUGACUACAGAUUAAUAACUCAAAGACCAAAUAUAUGGUAAUAUCUAGACGAGAAAACCAUGGGGAAUAUUUGAAAGUCGAAAGUUAUACAUAUGCAACAGUACAUAGUUUUAAAUACUUGGGCGUCACAAUAAAUAGUAAAAACAAUUAUUAUAAAGAAAUUAAAAUAAGAACAACUGCAGUGAACAAAUGCUAUUAUGGACUAACGAAUAUCUUAAAAUCAAAACAAGUAUCACUUAAAUCGAACAUUACACUACACAAGGUAGUUAUCAGACCAAUUAUUUUGUAAGCGUAUGAAACAUGGCCAACUACCAAAAGAGAUGAAGACAAAAUAGCAAUCACUCAAAGAAAAAUAUACGGACCAAAAAGAAAUAAUGUAACACAACAACAUGAAAUAAAAACAGUAUAGAACUACAACAGUUGUAUAAGGAAUCGGACGUGGGCGCGUAAAAUAUUAGAGAAUAUAUUGUUAGAACCGUAUUUUGUCGGAAAGUAAUUUUUAUCCAAUGAUGAUAACAUGUAGUCACAGAGUGCUUAUGAUGAAAUUUUAAUUAACAGUUACGACAAAAUACUUUCCAAUAAAUUAUAGCCCGCCUAUAGUAUAUAUAUAUAUAUAUAUAUAUACUACAAUAUAGAAAAAUUGCUUGGGCUAGUCAUGUAUGGAGAAAGAAUAGUCUAAUGAAAGCAAUUUUAAUAUGGAAAACCCCAUGGAAAAAGACCACUAGAAAGGCCAAAACAAAAGUGGAUAUAGACAAAGUGGAAAGGAUUUUAACAGAAACUGGAAUACGGGAUGGAGAAAUAUUAGCACAGGAUAGAGAUUAGUGGAAGCAGGUUUGUGUUGCGGUAAUGGACCUCAUCGGCCUUUGAAAACGGAAGAAAAGGAAUAAGUAAAAUAUGUAUAGAUUAUGUAGAUUAUAUACUAUCUACUAUAUACUAUUAUAAUAGUAUCUUUAAUAUACGUAUGCCUCGCAAAUACAAAAAUGUAUCCUUCUGACUUGAUUUGAAAGGAGGGAGGUCUGUAGGGAUGUUCAAAGCUAAAAUAUCACUUUCCUUAAUUAUUUAGAUAAAUUAAUUUGUAUAUUUAUUUAUUUAUUCGUAUCUGUAGAUAAAAAUCGUAUGCAAAUAGUUCAAACUGUAUACCUAUUUAUCUAAAUAAAUUUAUCCAGAUAAGUCUCAACAAUUAAUAUUGAUAUUAAGACAGUUUAAAACAUCUAUAUUUAAGUAGCAUGGAAUCGCCACUUAUGGCUAUUUUAAAAAUUUGUUUCUGUUAAUAUUUGACUUAAUCGAUAUACGAUUAUCGACUCAAAUUCAAAAUACAUUAUAAGUUUACCAAUACUAAUUUUGAAUUUCAAAGUCUUAAGAACAUUACGGAAUAAAAAAUUAGUAUUAAUAUUUUUAAUAAUCACAUUUUCCCAUUAGGGUAGAUAUCUUUUAUUAUCAAUGUAUUUGUAAUAAUUGAUAUCAUCCGCUAAAUUAAUUAAUGUAGAUAAGUAGGUACAACAAUAACCAUGAUGCGAUUUAUCAAAUAACAAAAUUACACAGUUAAAUAAAAUAAAAAUUAAUGGAAUAUCCAGAUAUCCGGAAUAUUGACCAUAGGUAGUAUGGUAGGUAUAUUAUACCUGUACCGACAAAUUUGAAUAACAUGAAAUCGGUUUUUAAUACAAUAUUUUUCAAUUAUUUACAAUAAAAUUAACAAUAUUCGAUCAAAUAAUUUAUAAUUAUUUUAAUAAUUGUAUUCAUUUUAUACUGUUCUUAGUAUUGUUUUGUUUUUUUUCUCCAGAAAGUAUACUUAUAAAAAAUUCGAUGUAAUACAAUCGUUUCUCUAUAAGUAUACGCUAAGUGCACUUUAAGCAAUUCACGUAUAGUAUAAUUUAAUAUUUUAAACUUUCUAAACGAAAAGUUUGUUUAUGGAGAGAUAAGGUUUACUGCAAUAUUGUUGCGUUAAUGUUAAAUUAUCUAAGUUAUAACGUCCGGAGACCUUAUAUAUUAUAUUAUGUGAUCGAUGUUUGACAAAGCUAAUUUUGUUAUUAUAAUAUAAUAUAUUAUAAGGUUGGGGUUAGGUUAAAGAAUCCGCUAAAGUAUUCACAGACGCUCAUUAAACAUCACAGGUUACGGAAAUUUAAUUUUAAUGCAUAAAAUAUUUUCACAGAAAAGUUAACGAGUACGCCUAUUAAUGAUAAACGUAGGUAUAAUUAUUUAUUUUGAAAAAAAAAUGAGAGAUAAAUUAUUAUAAUUAUUAUAAUAUCUAAAAUCUUCUCUUACAAUAUUAACAGCAUUCCUGUCAAGUCAUCUGGCGAAUUUAUUCUAACCCGUAACCUCUCCCCAAAUAAACACAUAGAAAUGAUUUGUUGCAAGGCACUCAAGGUUCUUAGUUUUGUUUUUCGCUCCUCCCAACUAUUCCACCUAGUCCUGCUCAUCAAAAUCCUCUACUGCGCGUUAGUUAGACCCAUCAUUGAGUACGACAGCGUGCUAUGAGAUCCAGAUACUGCAUUAGUCAGCGUUUCUGUGGAGAAUGUCCAGAAAAGGUUUUUCCGCGCUGUUUCUUUCCGACUCUAUAUUCCUUGUCCUGUCUUCCCGGAUUACUCGCCUGUUCUAUGCAAACUGGGCCUCACAAGUCUGGUAUACCAUAGACAGGCAAGUAACAUUUCAUUCCUGUUAAAUCUCUCCAUUGGCAAUAUUGAUUUUCCUACUCUUCUCUUCCUCAUUAAUUUUGAAGUUCCACAUCGAUCCACUCGAUUCCAUGUUCCAUUCCAUAUUUCCCAGUCAUCUUCUAACUUUCUUGAAAACUCAUCAACCGUCUAAUUUAGACUACUAACUGUAACCCCUCCUUUUUUACUUAAUUUUCAAUGUUAAAUCCAUGUAAUUAACUAAUUGUAAAAUAUAAAAAAUUAACUCAAAGUAAACUGGGCUUGUCCCAUAUUAAAUAUAAAUUAAUAAAUAAAUAUUUAUUAAAAACGUAGAGAAUACGUCAAAGUGUACAGCAUUAAAGAUUUUUAUUGUUAUUCGGUUAUAAAUUAUAAUAGAGACCUGUGGUUUUCACCAAUCACUUAUAUUGGCUUUAUAUAGACAUGGUGAAAAUUUCAAAAUAUUCUAACUAUUUUAAGCCAUUUUAUUAGUUACUUGAUAUAUUCGUGGUUUUAUAUGUAUUUUUUAUUUUUAUUUGGUAUAGAUACCAAUAUGUUAUUACAAUUAUAUAACUUAAGAGAAAUGUUUGAAAAUUUGACUCAAGGUACAUUACAAGUCUUAAUUAGUGUUUUAAAGAACAAAUUUGUGUUACGGGCCGUUCGGACACAGCCUUUUGAUGGGAAAAUGUACAAGUGCGUUUAGGUCUACAAAUCGUCUUUAUUAGAAUUUAAACAAAACACGGUUGACAGAUUAUAUUUGUAAGCGAAAACUAUACGACACCAGACCCGGGUGAAGACUUAGUUGUAAUUAUCAAGUAUAAGUACACUGAAGAAAUGACUGAACGGGUUGGCGUCGAGGUGACGGUGCUCCUCCUUCUCAUGCGUCGGUGGUGGUGUAGCUGUCUCGACUUCUGGCUGAGCUAAGAGCUUAAGCUCCUAUGUGUUCUUGGUGAUGAUCCCGGUCUCCUUAUAUAUGUUUGUCGCCUCGAUCGGGACCUGUGUGAUAGUGGACGCUGCCGCUGUUGUCUGCUGGUGGUACGUCGUCUUUACCCGGACACUUUUUCCCUUUGGCCCAUGAACACGUAUCAUCCGUUGUUGCAUGGGAACGUCGUUGGUUUACCACAUCCGUAUUAAUGGCUCUUACGUGCGUACACUUAAUGCGACGACCGAAUUCAUAUCUUGUCGCGUAGAAUUAUUAAUGUACAAUUAACUAACUUAAACACGUGAAGGACAGAGUCCAUAAUAUUUGACUUUAUUGUCAUUUUUUUUUCUUAAGACCAAAUUUUGACGAAUAUUGUAAAAAUUACGGUAUUACAAAAUAUGUGUUAUCGAACUUCACUCCGAAUCGUUUUUCGUUAGAAAUGAUUUAUCGUUGCGGACAGAUAUAAAUUAAAUAACUUUAUGUAUCAUAUCCUAUCUUUUCAACUUCCCAUCUACAACAUUAGCUGCGCCCGUCCCCACUAUUAGCUUUUUUUAUUAUUAACAGCAGUCAUAAUAUUUUAUGAAUAUAAUAUUAUAUACCUAUACGGAGUACUUAAACUUUAAACAAACAAAAGAACCUAAGGCCUUAAAAUGUCAAAAAACGUUUCAAAUAAUGUGCCAUCAGAUUAACAGUUAACAUUUUUUAAAGUAUGACAUGAGCAAAUCAAAUAAUUUUUACUAACUAACCAAAAGUGUUUUCUGAGAAAAAAAAUACAUCCUUGUAAAAUUAAUAGCUUCUUCACUACAUUCAAAAUCUAAAAAAAUUUAAAUCAAAAAGUCUUCGAUCUUCAGUCCUCUCUGAAUUAAAAACCAAACUAAUUAGUUAAUAAUUUUGUUCGUCCGCAGGUUUAUAGAGUUUACGACUAUUACUACAUGGUGGAAUCAAGAACCGUUUACCCGAAUUUAUGGAGAGUUAUAAAUUUAAUUCACAUCCUGUUGAUACUGGCUCAUUGGUUCGGAUGUUUCUAUUAUCUACUAUCCGAAGCUGAAGGAUUCAAAGGAGACUGGGUGUAUCCGUACAAGCCCGGCGAGUACGCUACCUUGACUAGGAAAUACUUGGGCUCGUUGUACUGGUCCACCCUGACACUGACCACUAUUGGCGAUCUGCCCACGCCGGAGACCAAUGCCGAGUAAGUAUCAUAAAAUGCAGUUACAAAAAAAAUCAUGUCAUCAUUAUUUUAUCUCUAGAAUAUACACAAAAACGCUCACAGUUAUCAUAGUAAUACAUAUAAUAUAUCAAUUACUUAUAAAAAUAUUUCUUUACACAGGUACGUGUUCACUAUUGUCAGCUACUUGAUUGGCGUUUUCAUAUUUGCCACCAUCGUUGGUAUGUUGUGCGCCGCACAAUCCAUUUAAACGUCAUCACUGCUAUAAAUGUUGACUCUACAGCAUAGGUGUUUAUCGGUAUCCUUAUUUCCAGGGCAGGUGGGUAACGUGAUAACCAACAGAAACGCAAACAGACUGGAGUUCGAACGUCUGUUGGACGGUGCCAAGCUGUACAUGCGACAUCACAAGGUACCCAGUGGCAUGAAAAAGAGAGUGCUAAGAUGGUACGACUACUCGUGGUCCAGGUGAAUAUUGUUUGUUGUUUACGCGACUAAUUGAUAGAUGUUAUAUAGCGUCUUUGAAAUUCUAUACACUCGCUCGUAUAUAAAUCGCUAAACGACUGCUGAUAUGUUGAAUGGUAACUCGAUAUACGUACUCCCCCUGAGUCAACACUCUUAACAUAAUAAUUGCAUUUGAAUUUUCGUAGAAUAAUUAUGUCACGCUUUCGCGCUGAUGUUAAAUUAAUUAUAUCCGUAUUCUUACUAUAUUGGCGGCAUUAUAAUAACGUCCAAAAUGUCUAAAAGCGUUUUUUUUUUGUUUUUCGUUUUUUUUUUUUUUUUGUGUAUGUUGCCGGUUUGUUGAAGGGGCCGUAUUCAAGGUGGCGGCGAUAUAAAUACGGCGCUGGGUCUACUUCCCGACAAAUUGAAAACCGAACUAGCAUUACACGUGAAUUUGGCAGUCUUGAAAAAAGUAUAACAUAUCGACUAUAUUUUAUCGUGUACCACGAAAAAUAAUUAUAAUGUAAUAACACGUAUACAGGUUACGAUAUUUCAAGAAUGCCAACCGGAAUUCUUGCACGACUUAGUUCUCAAAAUGAAAGCGUAUAUUUUUACUCCCGGGGAUUUAAUAUGUCGGAAGGGAGAAGUGGCCAGAGAAAUGUUCAUCAUAGCUGACGGCAUUUUAGAAGUCAUAAGGUAAGUACGAUAUAACAAAAUAAAAAACCUGUAAGCAGUAAAGUUCUAAGAUUCGAAUUUUCGCCUAACUGACUUGUUGACAAUAUGUCGUCUUUAAAUUCUGAGCGUAGCGAGAAGUGUAUUGGUUUUGUUAUGAUGUGUGCUUUUUUUUCUGUUUCUGUUUACAACUUUUCAGAAAUCUUGCUCUAAUCAAAAAACCACAAGAAUGGUAUUUUGUAGAAUUUUAAAUCUAGUUUGUGGAUUAAUAAGUUUAUUUUUUGAUUUUCCAUAUAGUUAUUUUAAUUACUGACGAAAAACGUAGAAAAAAUAAGAAAACUGAUUGUAUUAACGGUUUCAUAAUUUUCGAUUUUGUUUUUGUUGUAUUUUAAUUAAAAAUAAUCAUAGAAACCUGAAAUUUUUGCAGAAAACUUAUAUUAGCCUUUUCCAGACGUGGUAAAACAUUCAGACUAUUUUUAAACUAUUUAUAGGCAAGUUUUUAUAGUUUUUAUUUUUUUUUUUGUGUAUAAAAUUGUUUUAGUUCAAUCAGAGAUUUACACGAAUUUCAUCUUAAGGUUUACUUAAUGACCAAACAAAAAAAAGUUAACCGUAAUGUAGUAGUUUUUUUUAUAAGCCUUUUAAAUAUCAAAUGUUAUCAAAUAACAAAAGUAUUGGAAAUGGGUGUUUUCAUUUAAAAAAAAUCAAUUUUAUUGUGCAUGCACACACUGAAAGGGUAAGAAAUUUGAAAAUCUGUACAAAAUAUGUAUUUCAGUAUUUCCUAUCCUCUCUUAAAAACCCCAUUUCAAUCCAAAGUCACUGAACAGAAAUAUUUCGUGUUACCAUUUGAAUGAAACACACUGUAUAUUUAUAUAUAUAUACGGUCAAUGAGGGAACUUCCAGGUUUCAGCUCCUUACCCUACCUGCGUACGCAACUAAUGUUAACACAAGACAAUUAUCAAAUAUCACUGUACUUUUAAUGCACAGAUAACUAACUCAAUCUAUUUACUUACAUAUAAUAUUAUCCUACCAUUAGACAUCAAAACAACACGAUCCUUUAAUACUUUAAAAACAAAAUUAACUAGUUGGCUGCAAAAUGAACUAAACAUAAAACUUUAAUUAUUCAUACCUUUAAUCUAGUAGCUUGCAUUUGUAUUUUAUCAUACUGCAAUAUACAUUAAGUCUACAUGUAUUAAUUAUUGUUACCUACAUUGUAUAUAUUUAAGUUAGUUUCAUCUAAUAAGACUAAAAUUGUAAGAAAAGUUAAAUGAAAAUUAUUAUUAUUAUUAGUUUCCUUGUUACAAAUUGUGAACUUGUGAGCCCCCACACGAACCUGUCCAGUGAGGUCCAUUAUCUUUUCGAAGAAAUAAACAAUAAUAAUAAUUAUAUAAAAUUCGAUUCACCUUAAAAAAAACUCUAAUUCCCAGUUUGAGCUCAUUUCGUCCAGAGCGAGCCGCUAAAAGUGCCCAAAAAUACCGGGAUAAAGGUAUGCGUAUAUUGUAUAACAGAAACAAUGCAGUGCAAUAGUCUCUAUUUUCGGUGAAAAAACGAAUUAUAGUUUUUUUUUAGUUAUCUUUCCGUACUAUAUUAUGUGUAUUAUUAUAGCAGUGAAACUGGUCAUGUUCUGACAAUAAUGAAAGCAGGUGAUUUCUUCGGAGAAAUAGGAAUUCUCAACUUGGAUGGUUUUAAUAAGUAUGUAUAAUGUAUACAAUAUUUUCUUUAUGGUUUUAUAGUACACAUAAUCUAUCAAUUACACAUAUUACCGUCAAACGUUCAAAUUUUAGGAGAACUGCCGACGUACGCUCUGUCGGAUAUUCAGAAUUAUUCAGUUUAUCUCGUGAAGAUGUUCUUGCCGCAAUGAAAGACUACCCGGAAGCUCAAGAUAUUCUUCAAACGCUCGGCAGAAAGCGCCUGAUGGAAGCGAGAACUGCAAAUAAAAUUGGUAGGUAAUAUUAAAUGAAUUAUUAAUAAAUCGCAUAGUAUAAUUAAAAUUAUUGUUAAAUAACCAUCAGUGGCCGAUCGCAUAAAAUCUCGGGCUAACGCCGAGGCUGCGGAAAACUGUAGUGGGAUAGUUGAAAAAAUUCGUAGUGACGUCAAAGGACUCCGAAAUGCAUUUUCAAAAGGACGUCGUGGCACCAGGUUAGACAACGAUAAAAUUAAAAUAUUUAAUGUGUACCUGAUAUUUUUUUUUUUAAAUGUUGUUAUACAUGAAUAAAAUGCAUAAUAAAUAAAUAACUGCUGUACAAAGCAUUUUAAUUAAAAUGUAUAGAAUAUUUUAACGGUACAAAAUAUUAAAAUACUCGUAUAUAUUAUGCAUACAAACAUAUUUAUAAAAUUAAAUUCCAACCUGCUAAUUUUCUUUAUUAAAAUUAGUGUUAUUAUAUUUAAUAAAUUUUUAAACUUUAAUUGAUGUUUUGUUUGAUGUUAAAUAAAAAAAUAUAUAUAUAUAUAUUUGUAUCUUUUUUUUUUUUCAGAGUCCUAGUCGAAGAAAGCAUGGAGUUACAACCGCUAACCAGUAGCGGUCGUAAAUCAGAAAAUACGAGUAGCAAAAGUAUUUUAAGAAGAAUGCCGCGCGUAUGGAGCGAUGAGUUAGCAUCAGGAACCGAUUAUAGUGACGAGGACCCGAGACCAAUAUCUCCGGGCAUUCCAAUUCUGAACAAAGCGAAAUCGGAUAAAGAACCGCGGGUUAUCGACUCAAAAAAGUGUUUGCUAUCGCCUCCGCCUUCUACGUCUGAAACGGCUCGGAAAGAAUCAGUGAAUCAAGAAGUAAUCGGCGCCGGUCUGCCGUUAUUACAGAGACUUCUGAUUCUCAAACAGAAAACUGACCAAGAAGUGAUACAACAAAGUAAACCGAAAAAAUUUGAUCUGGAAGUGCCAGAAAAUGCGCCAAAGGUAAAAUCGAAUGUCAAAUUAAAAACACCAAAAAAGGAAAACACGAAGGUCAUCAGUUUAAAGCAGCGGCUGACGGAUGUCCACGCCAAACCAAGGAAACCGACGACAAAUACGAAAUUUUGGUCGCUUUUGAAAAAAGCUACGGUGCUCACGCCGAAAACCAAGUUGCAGGAUACUGUGAAAAUCGAUAACGAGGUGCCACGUGGCUCGUUGUCGCUUCAACCGAUUUUCAAGACUGCGGUGCCCGAAUUUUCAAAUACGGCCGUCAGCAGCGGUUGCGGAAACAAGUUCAUUGUAAUGUGCCAAAAAUUAGAUGACCAAUACAAACAGGGCUCAUUGAUUGCUCAAAACUUAUCGGCUCAUAAUAAUAGUUUAACCAAUAAUCAUACUGAACACAAUAAUAUUAUUAAGGAACAAUGUGAUAUUAGAAUAGUGCAACGACCGAAAGUGUUGCGUCUGGACGGCACGAAAAGAUGUUACGAUUCGAUUAAUGAUUUGUCGCCCGAAUACGCGGGUUUAUCGUUUGUCAAAAAAUUGAAAAUAUUGAACGAACGUCAGAAGCUGGCCGAACUUGAAGAACGGACGUUCUUGAGAAGCGCCAGUCUGGAUUCCGCGGGGUGCAAGAAUUUGGACGAUCCGUAUUCGAGCCAACUGACGCGCAGUCAUUCGGAAGCAGUCGCCCUUGAGGUAGUAUUAAGAAAUCAAAAACUACGCAAGCCGGAACCGUCGAGCAUUACGCCGGACGAAUGUAACGAAACGGCGGAGCGGAUACGACUUAAGAACAUACUGAAAAAAUUGUCGUCAAACUGUAUCGGCAACGACCGAGUCAAUCAGUUAAUGAAUUCGCAGACCAUAGAAGGGUACGCGGCCAGACACUCGAAACUGACUAGAAACGUUACUUUCAAUCAACGCCGCACCAUAGUGGAAUCGUCACCGGAUUCAUGUCACUCCUUGUUCAUGUUUCCUGACAAUUUAACUCCGCAAUGUAGAAAUCCUGAUCUUGGACCGUUAAAUUCGUCCGGUAAGACUGACGUAUUAGAGUCUUUACAGUCCGAUCCGAACACAAAACUGUCGAAAAGAACCAAUACCACCGACACGGUGCAAUAUUUACCGGACCGGCCAGACAUCAAACAACACUGCUACGACGAAAUUAUAAACGGCGUAAAGACGGUCGUCGAGAAAUGUCUAGUGAGUCGAUUGAUAAAAAUAAUUCGUUUAAAGUGCAUAGGCAGGAUUAUAGCGAAAAUAAAUUUAAAUUUAUAAAUUCACUUCUAUCUGACAUUAAUUGGGGAAUAUAUAAGAAAAUUGUAAAACUUUUUUUUAGCGUUUUUGGCUAGUCGGAUAAUUUACAUAAAUUGUAUUUUAAUAUUUUGCCAAGAUUAAUAUUAAAUGUAGUAUUGGAUUAUGAAAAAUGUAUUAUAUCAAAAACUAAUAAUCGUAUAUUUGAAUAAUAUCGGUACAUCAACGACAUCUCUCAGCAAACCGUAUAAACAUAAUAAUUUUAGUAACCGAUUAUUCCGUUAGGAUUUUUAACUAUAAUAAUAUUGACGUUCACUUAUUUAUAUUAUACCAUCAAAAUGUUCAACGUUUUGUUUUAAUAUUUCCUUUAAUAAUUAAAUACCUGUAUUCUGGUCCAAUUUUAGAUUAAAUAUAGUUAAAAAAAUGUUAUGGUUUUUUUUCCUGUCAACAACUUUUCUACAAACAAUUUUGCUCCGAUUUAAAAUAGCACUUUUUCUCUUUUUAUAAAAAAGUUAGAUCUUUUGUUAUUUUUCUAUUGGAGUAAUAUUUCUGAUAAAAAACGGAAAACGUAAACAUUUAAAAUAAUAAAAUCGUAACACCGUAAAUUUAUCAGUUAUAAUUUUUUUUCGGUUUUUCUUAGUUAUUUAUAAAAUUAUCAGGAAAAUCGAAAAACAAAUAACUUAUUUACAAAUUAGAUUAAAAAUUCAACAAAAAAUGUCUCUUGUUGUUUUUUUACUGGAGCAAUAUUUUUGGUAGAAAACAUACGCUAUACAAAUUUAAAAUAAUGAAAUCGUUGUGCCGUAAUUUUCAAAAAAUCGGAUUUUUCGUCUAUUUCGGUUUUUCCCAAUUGUUAUGGAAACUAUUGUAGAUAUCAAAAAUUGACUUUCUCUGUCACAAGACUAUAUAUUAAAUGGAAUAAAAUCUUUUUUUUCAUUUUUCGAUUGGAGCACUAUUUCUGGUAUAAAACAUAAUGAACAAAAAUUCAAAUAAUUAAACUGGGACUUUUUAUGGAUAAUAACGUGAGUUAUUUAUUUUUACUCCUAGCUCCUUCCAAGUUUGUCCCUGAGAGGGAGCGACCACUACCCCCUCCCUCAUAAGUUGUAUGAUGUAUUUUUGUUACAUAAAAUAUCAAUAAUUCUUAAGUACAAAUAAGUAAAAAUGCAAAUGGUUUUAAAUGCCAUAAAGAUAAUUCCGGAUCUUGAAAAUACUUUGAUUUAAACAAGAAUGAAACACUUCUCAUUUAUAAAUUUUAAUAAAUUUUCUCUCAAGGGUAAAAUAGAAUUAUGGAAAACUAAUUGGGAACAAUCAAUUUGCAAAAAUAUAAUAAAAUAAUACAGGUGAUUUUUGGUAAAAAAUUAAUGUCGGGCAGAGGUAUCACUUUUAAAUAUUCAUCGAAAUGAAGAAUUAAUAUAGAAAAUACUGUUGCAAAACGCCACUUAAAAUAAAAGUAUUUUGGACUUGGACAUCUAACUUUUAUUAAUUAUUAUUAUUUUUGUUAGUCAUAUUAUAAUUAUUUUAAUUAUUAUUUAUUUAAUAUGAAAAAAAUUAAUUUAACUUUUAAAUUGUACUGUUUUACUGCAUUUAUACAAUAUAUUUGCAGACUUUUAAGCUAAUAGAAAUUGAAAUGAUAUCAGACAUAAAGGUUUUAAGUUUUUGUUGACCAAAGCGGUGGUAUUCAAGAAUAAAAAUUGUUCGCCGUAUCCCUCCAAGGAAUUGAUCCAAAGACGCCAAUGAGCAAUACUAUUAACUGAGUUCCGUUCAGAAUCGUUUUUUGUUGGCAAUACUUAAAUUUACAGAUAUGUAUUAAAUUUCCCUCAAUAUUCUACCUUCCCAACUAUUUAUUUAUAAUAGUGUUCAACCCAUCGUGCGAAGUGUAUCCGUCUUUUUUUCUUAUCAGUCAUUAAUAUUAAAUUUAAUUGUUUCACUCCUCCCCCAUAUUCAACGUCUAGAAACGCCCUUGGCUCCUUCUUAAUCUUGCUGAGAUAGUUUUUUGUGCCUUCUAAAAAUGUUAUUUUAAGAACAUGUCCUCUUUCUGCAAUUAAGUGAAUCAAUUCAUAUAUUCUCUUACAAUGGUACACAGCCUUUUUUAACUUUACAUUGUAAAACUAGGGGCGUAUUAAUAAUUAGUAACAAGGGAAUAAGGGAGUCAUAAAAUAACAGGUGAUAUAUAUAUUUAAGCUUAACAAAAACAAGAUAAAAAAUUAAGUUUCCUACCCCCUCGAAAAUUUGUUCCAACUAAGGUACUGUUUAAUCAUGGUUUACCUGCAAUUUUUUUUUUCAGACAAACUUAUCUCUUGUGUUGGGUAAUUAGAGGCCAAUCUCUUUAUACCGUAUUUUGAAAGAAUUCACACUGCUUGUAUCAAAUAUCAUGCAGUUUUCAGUAAAUUCGCUAUACGAGCAACAUGGCCAAUCCAACCAAUCUACUAAUUUCUAUAAUUAUCUAGAUACCUACCAAUAUGGUAUAUUACAUAUUUUGUUUUCGAAUUCGAAAAAAAUUGGAUAACAUCAUUAUCUAAAUAUGAUUAAUAUAAAAUUGUUCAUUUCAUUUUUUUAAUUUUGAAUUAUUUAAACACAUUUAAACUUUUAUUUUGUGUGUGUGUUUUUUUUUUGUCCCCAGGACGAUCUUGAAGGUAAAUACCAAAAUAAAAUCGUUGAACUCAAGUCGGAAAUCAAUAAACGAGAUUAUACAAUCAGUACACUCUGUGAACAAUUCAAUCAGGUAAUUUUUAAAUGAAUAUAAUUAGCCAAUAAUACAUUUUUGAUUUGUUUUAAUAUUUUCAUAUUUAUCGACGGUCUUCUUGUUUAUAGAAACUCUGUGAUCAACCCAUAGACGAGAAAAAAUUAGGAGCUCUACUCGAUGAUUAUUCGAAAAACAUCGAAGAAGACGAUGAAAAUCCGUUUAUAGUAAGUUGUGUCCUUAUUUAUAUUCUUUCCCGUUAGAUUAUUUACUCUGUUUACAGAAUAUUGCGUGCGUGUAAUAUAAUUUAUUAAUGUUGGUGUUUUUUCAAUAUUGAAUUGAGUAUCAAUUGCAGAGAAACGAUUCGGUGGACACGAUUUUAUGUCCGAGGAUUUCUUCGUUCAACAGUUUGUCACCGUUUGACGCGGACGAUUCGAGGCGCUACGAUCCGAAUAAUUCCUUUAGUCCAGCCUUGUUGUCGAAUAAAUCUUGGGAAGACCGAUCGGAAGAGGAAAACAUGGAACUUCGGGAUCUGCCCAAAUCAAUUAUCCCAGAACCGUCGUGGCACCAGGAUGAAACCAGGAUUGAGAUGAACUGUACGGACGACGAAGACGAAGAAGAAUUCCCGCCUAGGUGGGAAAACUGGGAAGUGGAAAUGUUGGUGGGGCAUACUAGCCACGCCGAUCUCCACAUGGAUCCCGGGCUGUUGAGCCGCAGAUCAUUGGACGAGAACAGUAUGAUCAAACAUAGAAGCAUACAGGGCAGAAGGAGGUGUUUGUCAAUAGACAACGUGCCGUUUUCUAAUUCGAUAUUGAGAAAUUUCGGACAGUACGUCCGUUUAGGCAAUUCGUCGUCGCAGUCACCUUCACCCGACAUACUUCCAACGAUAUCCAAAAGUUGUUUUUCGUUGAUAUCACAACCCGAAAAUUAGAAUUAAUCUUGAAUAAUAUUGUUUUGGGUAGGUAUACCUAAUAUAAUACAUGUAUUAUAAUAUUUAACACAAGGGUAACAGGGUAGUUGCGUGGUUAUUAAAAUAGCAUAGAGCUAUAGUUUUUUUGUUUCUUGAAUAUUAUUGUAGUGACAUAACGGACGACUUUGAAUUCGCAGAUUUAUAGAACAUAUUUUUUUAAUUUUUUUUUAAACUAAAUUACAAACUACAGGUAUUCGCAGAAUAUAGCAAACGACCGGCUUCAGAGAUUUCUUUUCCAAUGAUUACAGAUAAACAAACACGCAUGAUGGAAGCAGUGAAAACAUUUUUUUUCUUGGUUUUAGAUAAUAAAUCGAAAAUUAUUUUCUAUCAAGUUUCUGAAUGGAAGUACUUGAAGUCCUCAAACGAAGCAAUUUUGAAAUAUUUGAAAUCGUGUUCUGUGAUUUUUUUUCUCGUGUCUACCAUGUAUGAGGGAAGAACUCAUCCCGGGCAUCAGGCUUUUUACAUUAACUAAAUAAUUUAUUAAUCAUCUCUAAUCCAAAGUACUUUUCCAACGCGACACAUAUUAUUAUAAUAAAGUUUGGACAACAAAUUAAUUUGCCUAAUUUAAUACAGUGGCGCACACAGAUAAGGGUUAGGGGGUUAACCCUUCCCCCCCCCAAAACGUCUUCCUUUAAUUAUUUUGAAUUAAUUUUUUCAUUUAACACCAUAAUAUUUUGUACAAAAGAAUAAAAUAAAAUUUAAUUUCAUCAAAAAAAAUAUAUUCAGUUAUAAUGAUGAUAGUAUAGUAUAGUAUUAUACUGAUAAUAUGUGCUAUCCAUUCUCUAGGAAAUUAUUAUAAACAAAACCGUUACCGAAAAAAAUCCUGAGUGCACUACUGAUUUAGUACUCAAUGUGUUAAUAAUAGCUGGACAAAAAUAUAUUAUAAAGAACUUUUUUAUUUGCGCACUUUCUACAUUGAUAGACCACUUAGUUUAUAAUAAUUAAUAAUAAAAGCC
Molecule: messenger RNA, 20832 nt
Organism: Cinara cedri
Lineage: Eukaryota; Metazoa; Arthropoda; Insecta; Hemiptera; Aphididae
Source: the annotation of a GenBank genome assembly